ACGUGUUUGCGGAGCGGGGCUGGGAUUCCAUCUUUUGUUCUCAACUCAGCUUUCCGGCGGAGAGUCCGACCUUACCGGCGCACGGAGGGACGGCGGCGGCCGGUGUGUGGGCUCUUUAGCCGCGCCGCGCGGGCCGAAAUGGAGGCUGAGGAUUUAAGUGGCAGAGAAUUGACAAUUGAUUCCAUAAUGAACAAAGUGAGAGAUAUUAAAAAUAAAUUUAAAAACGAAGACCUUACUGAUGAGCUAAGCUUGAAUAAAGCCUCUGCUGAUACUACAGAUAACUCGGGAACUGUUAACCAAAUUAUGAUGAUGGCAAACAACCCAGAGGACUGGUUGAACUUGUUGCUCAAACUAGAGAAAAACAGUGUCCCUUUAAAUGAUGCCCUUUUAAAUAAAUUGAUUGGUCGUUACAAUCAAGCAAUUGAAGCACUUCCUCCAGAUAAAUACGGCCAAAAUGAGAGUUUUGCUAGAAUUCAAGUGAGAUUUGCUGAAUUAAAAGCUAUUCAAGAGCCAGAUGACGCACGCGACUACUUUCAGAUGGCCAGAGCAAACUGCAAGAAAUUUGCUUUCGUGCAUAUAUCUUUUGCACAAUUUGAACUAUCACAAGGUAAUUUCAAAAAAAGUAAGCAACUUCUUCAUAAAGCUGUGGAAUGUGGAGCAGUGCCCCUAGAAAUGCUGGAAAUUGCCAUUCGGAAUUUAAACCUUCAAAAAAAGCAGCUGCUUUCAGAGGAAGAAAAGAAGAGUUUAUCAGCAUCUACAGUAUCAAAUGUGCAAGAACCGUUCCCCAGUACACUUGGACAUUUACCGAAUAGGAACAUCAGUUGUGAUUCCAGAGCACAGACUAAAGCCAGGUUUUUGUAUGGGGAGAACAUACCCCCUCAAGAUGCAGAGAUAGGCCAUCGAAAUCCUUUGAAACAAACAAACAAAGCUAAACGAUCAUGCCCGUUCGGAAGAGUCCCAGUUAACCUUCUAAGUAGCCCGGAUUACCAUGAGAAGACAGAUGCUUCAGUUGCACCACCUUUUACUAAAAGACAGAUCUCUGGAUCAGAAUGCCGAGAUACAGUCGUUUCUGGAUCUAAAUCAAGUGGAAAUGAUUCCAGUGACUUGAGACAUUUAACGUCUGUUAAAAAUAUUCGUUCCAAGGAACCUCAGAUGUCAGAUGAGAAGAGUUCUGAACUUAUUACUGAUUCAGUAACCCUGAAGAAUAAAAGUGAAUCAAGCCUUCUAACAAAAUUAGAAGAAACUAGAGAACAUCAAGAACCAAAGGUUCCAGAAAGUAACCAGAAACAAUGGCCAUCUAAGAGAAAGUCAGAAUGUGUAAACCAGAAUCCUGCUGCAUCUUCAAAUCAGUGGCAAAUUUCAGAGGUAAUCUCAAAAGUUGAUACAGAGCAGAAACAAACCAGUUUUGAGCAACCUGCCCUUUCGGUUUCAAAGCAGUCGCCACCGAUAUCAACACCUAAAUGGAUUGACCCAAAAUCUAUUUGCAAGACACCCAGCAACAGUGUCUUGGAUGAUUACAUGAGCUGUUUCAGGACUCCAGUUGUAAAGAACGACUUUCUACCUGCUUGUCAGUUGUCAACACCAUAUAGCCACCUUCCCUAUUUCCAGCAGCAACAGCAGCAAGUACCCGUUACUCCACUUCAAAAUUUGCAGAUUUCAGCAUCCUCUUCAGCAAAUGAAUGCAUUUCAGUUAACGGAAAAAUGUAUUCCAUACUGAAGCAGCUAGGAAGUGGAGGUUCAAGUAAGGUAUUUCAGGUGUUGAAUGGAAAGAAACAGAUACAUGCUAUAAAGUAUGUGAACUUAGAAGAAGCAGAUAGCCAAACAAUUGAUAGUUACCGGAAUGAAAUUGCUUAUCUGAAUAAACUACAACAACACAGUGAUAAAAUCAUCCGACUUUAUGAUUAUGAAAUCACAGAUCAGUACAUCUACAUGGUAAUGGAAUGUGGAAAUAUUGAUCUUAAUACUUGGCUUAAAAAGAAAAAAUCCAUCAAUCCAUGGGAACGCAAGAGUUACUGGAAAAAUAUGUUGGAGGCAGUUCACACGAUUCAUCAACAUGGUAUUGUUCACAGUGAUCUGAAACCUGCUAACUUUCUGAUAGUUGAUGGAAUGCUAAAGCUAAUUGAUUUUGGAAUUGCAAACCAAAUGCAACCAGAUACAACAAGUAUUGUUAAAGACUCUCAGGUUGGUACAGUUAAUUAUAUGCCACCAGAAGCAAUCAAAGAUAUGUCUUCCUCAAGAGAAAAUGGGAAAUCCAAAUCGAAGAUAAGCCCCAAAAGUGAUGUUUGGUCCUUAGGUUGCAUUUUGUACUAUAUGACUUACGGGAAAACACCAUUUCAGCAUAUCAUUAAUCAGAUUUCUAAAUUACAUGCCAUAAUUGACCCUAAUCAUGAAAUUGAAUUUCCUGAUAUUCCAGAGAAAGAUCUUCAAGAUGUGUUAAAGUGUUGUUUAAUAAGGGACCCUAAACAGAGGAUCUCCAUUCCUGAGCUCCUGGCACAUCCAUAUGUUCAGAUUCAAACUCAUCCAGGGAACCAGAUGGCUAAGGGAACCACUGAAGAAAUGAAAUAUGUUCUGGGCCAACUUGUUGGCCUGAAUUCUCCUAACUCCAUUUUGAAAACUGCUAAAACUUUAUAUGAGCACUAUAGUGGUGGUGAGAGUCAUGAUUCCUGUUCAUCAUCCAAGACUUUGGAAAAAAAAUGGGGAAAAAAAUGAUUUGCAGCUACACAUAAACUGUCAGCCCAGAUGUCCUGGCAUUGACUUUCUAGUCCGCGCUGACGCCACAGGAGAGCAAACGCUUGGAAGUUUGACAGGAACAAGGGGCAAGCAGUGAGCCUGUGUGUGCCCACAGCUCUGGGAAGCAGGUGAGGGCGGGGGCCAUCGUUCCCCGACUCUGAGGGGCUCCCUGGCUCUCUCUCGCAUGCAGACUCCCCAGAACUGACUGCUUGUCACCCCCAGAUGCUCUCCCCACCCCAGGCUGAGGCUCGCUCUGCUCCACGCGCUUGGCUGGCUGGAGAGGGCCCCCUUGUGGUAGGAGCGGGGAUGCCGCUCACCCCAGAAAUUUGGAAGCCAGGCUUAGUGCGUCAAAGUUCACAGCCCCCAGGCCGGUGUGGCAUAGCAGCGACAGCAGUUGUGGUUCUGGUUCUGGGCAAGAAUUUCU
Messenger RNA from Aethalodelphis obliquidens (Pacific white-sided dolphin), 3154 nucleotides. It is a transcript of the gene TTK, whose product is annotated as TTK protein kinase. The transcript is spliced from 23 exons. The coding region runs from base 139 to 2709 and encodes 856 amino acids. The record is from RefSeq and is a predicted model, not a curated record. Gene Ontology annotation, cellular component: nucleus; kinetochore. Gene Ontology annotation, molecular function: protein serine/threonine/tyrosine kinase activity; protein serine/threonine kinase activity; ATP binding. Gene Ontology annotation, biological process: peptidyl-serine phosphorylation; chromosome segregation; mitotic spindle assembly checkpoint signaling. Lineage: Eukaryota; Metazoa; Chordata; Mammalia; Artiodactyla; Delphinidae.